Molecule: messenger RNA, 951 nt
Organism: Trichomonas vaginalis G3
Lineage: Eukaryota; Parabasalia; Trichomonadida; Trichomonadidae
Exons: 1
Coding region: 1-951 (316 amino acids)
Source: RefSeq, a predicted model, not a curated record
AUGUCGAAAACGAAAGGACGUGCACCAAUCCAUGUCUGCUCUUUAAGUAUGAGUCCACUCACAGCAGUUCAGAAGGAUAUGAGGGAAGUAGAAAAGCAAUAUAAUGCCUUAACACCAGAACAACGCGAAAAAGAUGUUUCAAUGAAUGAUAAGAUUAACCGUCUUCGCUGGGUUCAGCUUUCAAUCGAAUAUAAUCGCCAAAUUCAGCUUCAGUAUGUAUACCAGCACCUUGGAGAUAAAGGAAACAACCCACGUUUCCGCCAAGUUCGCAUGAAACCACUUUUCAAUGCAUGGAAGCGUGAGAUUCUUCGCCAGAAGUGGUUAGAAGUUCGCAAGGCAGUCGAUACAAAGGCAUUAGAUCAGCGCUUGACAAGAAAAUUCGAUGCUUUUUCAGCACAGCGCGCAGAACUUGCUGCUCGUUCAGUUGCUCGUUGCGACUUCCUUAAGGAUCCACCACUUAAGGGUCUUAUUGAUAUUGCUGAUCCUCUUGCAGCUCUUUCUGCAUUCCAAACACCAGAUUCCAACCAAACAGACUUCUACAACAAGGGCUAUGACUUCGUUCAGUCAUCCGCUGUUAAUACUAUUUCUGAGCUCCCAACACAAGAAACAAAUGAGGAACCACUUAAUAAUGAGGAGAUCAGACAGCGCCUGAAGAGCCGUGGCAUCGAGCUUCCAGAUAAGAUCGAGGAGGCUCCACCUGUUGAAGAAGAAGUCGCUUCUGUCAAGAAAUUAUCAACAGAACGCUCAAAAAAAGAUUCUGGUUCUUCUGAUAGCAAGAAAGGAGAUUCAAAGUCAUUUAUCUAUGUAAUUUUAGCUGUCGUUCUCGCUGUUAUUGCUGUCGGAGUAGUUAUUUACAUUACAAAGGCAAGAGCUGCCGAAGCUCGCCGUAUUGCACAGCUCAAAUGCGCUACGCCAACUCCGGCUCCUAAGAGAGGCUGGUUCGGAAAGUAA